AUGACAGGCUCUGGUUCUCCUUGUGGUGCCUGCAAGUUCUUGAGAAGAAAAUGCGUGAGGGGCUGUGUGUUUGCUCCUUACUUCUGUCAUGAACAAGGGGCAGCCCAUUUUGCAGCCAUUCACAAGGUUUUUGGUGCUAGCAACGUUUCAAAACUUCUUGCUCAUUUACCUGUAAGCGAUCGUUGCGAAGCAGCCGUGACAAUCUCCUACGAAGCCCAGGCUAGGCUUCAGGACCCCAUUUACGGCUGUGUCUCACAUAUCUUUGCCCUCCAGCAGCAGGUUGUCAAUUUACAAGCCCAACUGGCUUUUCUCAGGGAACAAGCAGCUCAAUGUCUUGCUAAUGGCUAUAGCAACACUGCCGCAAACCCUAAUGAGAUUAAGUCCGAAGGGAAGUGCCUGUCUUAUUCACAAGAUGUUCAAAGUUGGUUUCAACCAGAAAAUUCAGGCACCAUUCCUCAUUUCGAUUCCAAUUUUGUCCCGAAAAACGGGGAAAUGUCGCAUUUCCAGAGGGGCAUAAUGAGUCAGACCUCUCUGGGGAGCUAUGAAUAUCCUGUUAAUCUCCCGGGAGAGAACAUCUCUACAGGUUCUCAAUCAAUGGACUCGCUUGAUCACAUGCAAACACCUGAAGACGAGCAAUGGGGAUUCCCAGAUCAUGACAUGGAAGAUCUCCAGUCAGUAGCCUUCAGAUACAUCCAACAUUCAUGA
Molecule: messenger RNA, 705 nt
Organism: Coffea eugenioides
Lineage: Eukaryota; Viridiplantae; Streptophyta; Magnoliopsida; Gentianales; Rubiaceae
Product: LOB domain-containing protein 29-like
Exons: 2
Coding region: 1-705 (234 amino acids)
Biological process (GO): positive regulation of DNA-templated transcription; hormone-mediated signaling pathway
Cellular component (GO): nucleus
Source: RefSeq, a predicted model, not a curated record